This is a messenger RNA of Brassicogethes aeneus, 513 nucleotides long. The record is from the annotation of a GenBank genome assembly. NCBI's taxonomy places the organism in Eukaryota, Metazoa, Arthropoda, Insecta, Coleoptera, Nitidulidae.
AUGGCGAGUGUAGUAGAAAAUAAGAAAAUUUGCAAACAUUGUAAAAAGAAAGUAGUUUUGUGGUUGGAUUGUGUCAAUUGUGGCACAAGCUUUUACAGAAGUUGUGAGAUUCAAGCAAAAGUUACUGAUAAGACGGAAAAAGUAAUUUGUUGCAAGCAAGAAAAGAGUGAGGUUAUAACCGAAAAAGAGGCAACUAUGGAAUUGGACGAAAAAAGACUAAAAAUGAUAUUAGAAAGCCAUUUAAAUAAAUACUUUACACCAAUUAAAAAAAGUAUUGACACAGAAAUUAUGGAAUUUAAAAAAUCAGUGCAAUACAUAUCCGAUGCUUUUGAAGAACAAAAGGCUGCAACUGAAGAGGCAAUAGAUGAAAUAAAAAGACUAAAUGAAGAAAAUGUUCUACUUAAAUCAAAAAUUAAUGUAUUAGAAGUUAGUACACAGGAACAAAAGGAAAAGCAAAAUAACCUAAUCGUAGCAGGCAUUCCCAAACAAAAAGAAGAAAAUACAACAAAAUAA